AUGGCAACCUCAAAGUCGGCAAACAGUGAAGUGGCACCAUCCUCACCAGGCAAGGCCCAGUCUCAAGGGACGAAUCAACGCACAUCAGCAAAGGGACACGUUAUUACGCGUAAGAGAGCCAUACUGGGCCGUGGUCAGCCCGCAUCGGCUGCCGUCAAGCCGCUCGGCGUGCUGUUCGUCGGAACCAAGGCGCCGUUCAUGUCAGUCGUGAAACGGGCUAUCAAGACACUUGACAAGGGCCCAGGCGGUGCACGGUGGUCAUCGACGAAAGUCAAGACACUCCCCGAGCGCAUUGCGUUGGCGCAGGAGGCGCCCAUCCACGCGGCGACGACGGCCGCUACCGGCACCGGCACUGGCUCCAUCUACAAGGCAGCGCGACAGAGGGAGGUGGUCAUUCUCGGCACAAGCCACGCCAUUUCCAAGCUCGCACUGGUGGCUGCAUGGUUCCAACGCCAGCAAAACUACGUGGUGACCGUGCGGACGCGGUCUGCUGUGUCGAUUGACGACGUGUAUACGUUUGUGGGGGGGGAAGCGGAGGACGGCGACAAUGGCGACAACGACGGCGGAGGUGCCGAUGCCGACGAUGCCGACGGUCCCGCAGACACAAUGGAUAUCGACGCUCCGGCGAGGACGGCCACGACAGCCACGACGACAGCAGCCACCCAGCCACACAAGUCAACACGGCUGCGGAAUAUGAGCUGUCUUGAGGUGGCUGUACGUUUAAAGUGA
This is a messenger RNA of Sporothrix brasiliensis 5110, 729 nucleotides long. RefSeq lists its product as uncharacterized. The record is from RefSeq and is a predicted model, not a curated record. The transcript has 2 exons. Gene Ontology annotation, biological process: nuclear-transcribed mRNA catabolic process, RNase MRP-dependent; rRNA processing; tRNA 5'-leader removal. The coding region runs from base 1 to 729 and encodes 242 amino acids. NCBI's taxonomy places the organism in Eukaryota, Fungi, Ascomycota, Sordariomycetes, Ophiostomatales, Ophiostomataceae. Gene Ontology annotation, molecular function: RNA binding. Gene Ontology annotation, cellular component: ribonuclease MRP complex; nucleolar ribonuclease P complex.